AUGUCAUCAUCAGAAGAAGAAUUGAUUGUAUUGUUCCAAAAAGUUGGAUUUGAUGAGAAAAAGUCAAAGGAUAUCGCCAAGAACAAGAAAGUAGCUGGGUUGUUGGAAUCCGUGUUGGCAAAGUCAUCGGUUGACUCAUACACCGAUGAAAAAAAAUUGACCUUGUUGCACCAAUUGGCAGUAUUGGAGAAUAAACAUGGAAAAGCGAUUCCUCAUGUGGAGUAUUUGAUUAAUGGGAUCAACAACGAUGAGAUAAAGACUAAUUUGCAGAUUUCUGAGGGGAUCAAGUACUUGCAAGCUGAAUCGUCACCUAAGCAAGAUGCCUUUAACGAGGCAACUGGUGUUGGUGUAGAAAUUGGAGAGCCGCAAGUGAAGGAAGAGAUUGCGAAGUACCUUGAUUCGAUCAGUUCAAAGUUGGAAUCUGAGAGGUACGCCAUUUUGCCAAAAGUUUUGUCUGAGGUCAAAGCUCAACCAUCUUUGAAAUGGGCGCCACCCAAUUUAUUCAAGCCAGUUCUAGACGAGUUGUUUUUGGCCAGAUUGGGACCAAAGGAUGAAAGGGAUGUGAAGAAAAAGGAAAAGAAGAAACCAGCUACUUCCGCCUCUGCUACUGCUGCUACUGCUGCUGCUGCUGCUGCUACCGCAACAACCAAGCAGGAACCAGAAAGAUCCAUGUUUUCUGAAGGAUUCCUUGGCGAUCUACACAAGCCUGGCGAGGAACCACAAAAGUAUCCUGAAUUAUUAGAGGCCCAUCGUGAAUUCAUCAAGGGCCAAGUGUAUACCCGAUUCCCACCUGAACCAAAUGGAUUUUUGCACAUUGGACAUUCAAAAGCCAUUAUGGUUAAUUUUGGGUUUGCCCAAUUCCACAAAGGCAAAUGUUAUUUACGUUUUGAUGAUACUAAUCCUGAAGCUGAAGAGGCCAAGUAUUUUGAAUCCAUUAAGGAGAUGGUUGCAUGGUUGGGUUACGAACCAUGGAAGAUUACCUAUUCCUCCGACUACUUUGAUGAGCUUUUUGAACUAGCAGUCAAGCUCAUUAAGUUGGACAAAGCUUAUAUCUGUCACUGUACGCCUGAACAAGUUAAACUAGGACGUGGACAACGUGAGGAUGGCUCUAUGGGAGGUGAGCGAUUUGCUUGUGAGCAUCGAUCACAAUCAGUUGAGCAUAAUUUGGCAGAGUUUUUGGCAAUGAAGGAAGGCAAAUAUGCCACUGGUGAGGCCACUUUACGUAUGAAACAAGAUUUGACUAGUCCUUCACCACAAAUGUGGGACUUGGUGGCAUAUAGGGUAUUGAACAAGCCACAUCAUCGUACUGGAUCCAAGUGGAAAAUAUACCCCACUUAUGACUUCACGCACUGUUUAGUUGAUUCGUUUGAAAACAUUACUCAUUCCUUGUGUACUACUGAGUUUGUCUUGUCAAGAGAAUCUUACGAAUGGUUAUGUGAUGCUUUGCAUGUGUAUAGACCAGCCCAAAGAGAGUAUGGAAGAUUGAACAUGACGGGAACCAUUAUGUCCAAGAGAAAAAUUGCCAAGCUUGUCAAUGAAGGGUAUGUCAGAGGCUGGGACGAUCCACGAAUCUACACCUUGGAAGCCAUCAAAAGAAGAGGUAUCCCCCCUGGUGCUAUAUUGUCAUUCAUCAAUACUUUGGGAGUAACGACAUCUACGACAAAUAUCCAAACUACCCGGUUUGAGAGUGCUGUUCGCCAAUUCCUCGAUCAAACCACGCCUCGAUUGUUUUUAGUUUUGAAUCCAGUUGAAGUUCAUAUUGAUAACUUGGAUGACGAUUUCGAGUUGGAAGUGGAAAUCCCAUACAAGCCUGGUAAAGAUAUCAAUUCCUUGGGUAAUAGGAAAUUGAAGUUCACCAACCGGGUGUUUAUUGACGGCGGAGAUGUUCGCGAUGAACCGGCCGACAAAGAAUAUUACCGUUUGGCACCAGGACAACCGGUUGGGUUGUUGAAAGUACCAUUCAACAUUAUUUUCAAAUCGAUUGAAACUGUCAGUGGUAAAACCAUUGUGCAUGUUGACUACGACAAGGACCAAACUACAAAGAAGCCAAAGACUUAUAUCCAAUGGGUCCCCGUUAACAAUUGCAAACCAAUCAAGGAAGUUCGUAUCUACAACCAGUUAUUCAACUCUGAGAACCCUGCUGCCCAUCCUGAUGGGUACCUCGCUGAUAUCAAUCCUUCUAGUGAAGAUGUCUUGACCAAUGCUGUGAUUGAAUCAAAUUUUGAUGAGAUUGUCGCCAAGUCGCCAAUGAAUUUGACUGUACCUGGUUCACAAUUCAACAUCAAGGAGGAUAAGGGGAACCAUACUAUUCGAUUCCAAGCCUUGAGAGAGGGGUACUUUUGUGUUGAUAAGGACUCUAAAGAUGAUGCAUUGGUGUUGAAUAGAAUUGUCACUUUGAAGGAAGACGCUAAUAAGUAG
This is a messenger RNA of Lodderomyces theae, 2418 nucleotides long. RefSeq names its product glutamine--tRNA ligase (gene GLN4). The transcript has a single exon. The coding region runs from base 1 to 2418 and encodes 805 amino acids. Gene Ontology annotation, biological process: glutaminyl-tRNA aminoacylation; translation. NCBI's taxonomy places the organism in Eukaryota, Fungi, Ascomycota, Pichiomycetes, Serinales, Debaryomycetaceae. Gene Ontology annotation, cellular component: cytosol; cytoplasm. Gene Ontology annotation, molecular function: ATP binding; glutamine-tRNA ligase activity. The record is from RefSeq and is a predicted model, not a curated record.